GAGUUGUCACUGGGGGAGUGGUUUGCAUGUUAACAAACACUAUAUGUAAGCCUUUCCCACAAGGGCCAGCCUUCAGAGCACCUCCUGUGCACCGACGAAGAGACUGCACCACUGCAGCCAAGGACCCAGAAUGCCCAACUACAAGCUGACGUACUUCAAUCUGCGAGGAAGAGCAGAAAUCAUCCGCUAUGUGUUUGCCUAUGCAGGCAUAAAGUAUGAGGACCACAGGCUGGAAGGAGCGGACUGGCCAAAGAUUAAACCAACUAUUCCAUUCGGCAAAGUCCCCAUUCUGGAAGUAGAUGGAGUGAUCAUUCACCAGAGCCUGGCAAUCGCAAGAUACCUUGCCAGAGAAACAGGUCUGGCAGGUCAGACUCCAAUAGAGCAGGCAUUGGCUGAUGCCAUUGUGGACACCAUCGAUGAUUUCAUUACGCUGUUUCCCUGGGCAGAGAAAAAUCAGGAAGUGAAAGAGAAAGCUUUUAAUGACAUCCUCACCAAUAAAGCCCCCGAGCUGCUGAAAGCUUUGGAUGCUUUCUUAGGAGACAACAAAUGGUUCGUAGGGAAAUCUGUAACAUGGGCUGAUUUCUACUGGGAUGUGUGCAGCACGACACUCCUGUCCUAUAAAGCUGACCUGGUAGAAAAGUACCCCAGGCUGUCGGCUCUCAGGGAUAGAGUGGAAGCACUGCCUGCUAUUGCAGCCUGGAUCCAGAAAAGACCAAAGACAACAAUUUAGAUCGUCUGUUCAGUGGAAAAGCAAAUGCAUGGUGGUGUUUUUUUUUUGGUCUUCAAACAUUACAAAUGUGCUAAGUUAUUAAUUUUAGAAUCUUUUAAAUUAAUUUCAGGUGGGUGUGAAGUCGCAAAUCAGUAUCUAGUAGAGUAGAGCCAUUCCAACUACAUUCCCUUCAUCACUAAUCAAGAGUUUGGAAAACACAGUUAAUGUUCUGUGGGAUCUCAGGGGGAGAAAAAGAUAAUAAUAAUAAACAUUACUGGACAGAUAUAAUCUCAAUGA
Coturnix japonica (Japanese quail) is the source of this 1006-nucleotide messenger RNA. It is a transcript of the gene HPGDS, whose product is annotated as hematopoietic prostaglandin D synthase. Gene Ontology annotation, biological process: glutathione metabolic process. The record is from RefSeq and is a predicted model, not a curated record. Gene Ontology annotation, molecular function: glutathione transferase activity. NCBI's taxonomy places the organism in Eukaryota, Metazoa, Chordata, Aves, Galliformes, Phasianidae.